Calypte anna (Anna's hummingbird) is the source of this 933-nucleotide messenger RNA. RefSeq names its product RNA polymerase II subunit E (gene POLR2E). The record is from RefSeq and is a predicted model, not a curated record. Gene Ontology annotation, cellular component: RNA polymerase II, core complex; RNA polymerase I complex; RNA polymerase III complex. Lineage: Eukaryota; Metazoa; Chordata; Aves; Apodiformes; Trochilidae. The coding region runs from base 55 to 687 and encodes 210 amino acids. The transcript is spliced from 7 exons. Gene Ontology annotation, molecular function: DNA-directed RNA polymerase activity; DNA binding. Gene Ontology annotation, biological process: DNA-templated transcription.
UGGACUACAACUCCCAGGAGCCCCCCGCGGCGGCCUGAGGUGGCGGGCGGCGACAUGGACGACGAGGAGGAGACGUAUCGGCUGUGGAAGAUCCGUAAAACCAUCAUGCAGCUCUGUCACGAUCGGGGCUACCUGGUGACACAGGAUGAGCUGGACCAGACGCUGGAGGAGUUCAAGGCGCAGUUCGGUGAUAAACCUAGCGAAGGGAGACCCCGCCGCACCGACCUGACGGUGCUGGUGGCUCACAACGAUGACCCCACCGACCAGAUGUUCGUCUUCUUCCCCGAGGAGCCCAAGGUGGGAAUUAAGACGAUCAAGAUGUACUGCCAGAGGAUGCAGGAGGAGAACAUCACCCGAGCCCUGAUUGUGGUGCAGCAAGGAAUGACCCCAUCGGCCAAGCAGUCCCUGGUGGAUAUGGCUCCCAAAUACAUCCUGGAGCAGUUCCUGCAGCAAGAACUGCUGAUCAACAUCACAGAACACGAGUUGGUCCCAGAGCACGUUGUCAUGACAAAGGAGGAGGUGACAGAGCUGCUGGCCAGAUAUAAGCUGAGGGAGAACCAGCUGCCCCGGAUCCAGGCCGGGGAUCCCGUGGCCCGGUACUUCGGGAUCAAGCGUGGUCAGGUGGUGAAGAUCAUCAGACCCAGCGAGACCGCGGGCCGGUACAUCACCUACAGACUGGUGCAGUGAGCAGAGCCCUGGGGGUGCUCUGAGCCCUCUGCAUCCUCACCCCUGCCCAAGGACGUUCCCUCAGUUCUGGAGCUUGGCCCAAUUCCCUGGCUCCAGCCCAGGUUCUGCUGCAGCUCCGGCCUCAGGACCCGCAGGGGUUCAGCAGCACCCGGGCACUGCAGGGAGGAGCAGGGAGCACGAGGCCUUUGCUUCCCUGUUUUAUUUUUAUAGGAGUUUGUCUUCAAUAAAGGUUUGUGCUCAGAGUUC